Molecule: messenger RNA, 987 nt
Organism: Rosa rugosa (rugosa rose)
Lineage: Eukaryota; Viridiplantae; Streptophyta; Magnoliopsida; Rosales; Rosaceae
Exons: 6
Coding region: 218-796 (192 amino acids)
Source: RefSeq, a predicted model, not a curated record
CGCAGCCCAAAACCGAAACAAAAUUCAAAUCAAACUGAAAAACAAGAAGGAACCAAACUAGGUCGGUUCGGAAAAGAAAACGAACUUAUUCGGUCGCCGACAUACUCACUUUCAUAUAUACAACCUGAAAUUCGAUCCCAAAAAACCCGAAACUGAAAACAGAUCAAGGAAGAAGAACAGGGUACCAGACAAAGCGGGCAGGAAGGGAGUUAAGGUUAUGGCAUUGCCGAAACAAUCUGGAACCAAGCGAAAACUGCAUGCUGAUGAUGAAGGUGGGUCAGAAUCUGAAAGUGAUGUCUCAGAAAGCCUCUCUGACAUCGACGAUGCCGAGAUUGCUCCAUACCUUAACAACAAGAAGGAGACAUUCUAUAAAAGCAUCAUUUGGGAAGCGAUGAACAGAGAUUCUGCUAAGGGAAAGAGCAGAAAACAAGCACGAAAACCCCAGAAAGCUGCUCCUCCAAGCAAAGCAGUCAAAAUUUCUACUGAGAUGGAUGAUAGAAAGAGGCCAAGUUCAAAAAUCAACUAUGAGGCCUUGAAGAAAUUAAAUGAAGAGGAUGGUAACCAUGCACCUGACUUUGACGAAGGCAGCCAUGGUGAUAUGCAGCACUCAAAUGACAAAUUCGACGGUGAAGCACAAAGUUUUAGAGGCAGUUAUGAUGAUGAGUUGGAUAAUGAACAUGCAUAUAGUGAAGAUGCUGAAGGCAGACAUGGCUAUGAAGACGAAGAUACAUAUUUUCCAAAUGAUGGUUAUAAUGAAUAUGGCUGUGAGGAUGAGUAUUGUUUUGACGAUUUCUGACACUCUGUGUUUGUAAUGAUUCAAUGUUAUCUUUCUUUCAUGGUUGAGUUGCAUAAUGUAAUGACCUAACUCAUUUGAGCAUUGUUUCUAUAUUGAAGUAUAAGAAAGAAAAAUGAGCACAAUUCUAUAGGGGAACAUUGUAUUAUUGAUUCGAAGCUGUUUAAUACAGAGCGAGGAGCAGUUUAAAUGAA